UAAUCCAGGAGCACGGACAAUCCAAAGAAGCCUGAUCUUGGCCAGGGAGACUCAGACAGAACUGGAUUAUAUUUCUCAUCUUCACCCUUUUUUUCUGCUGCUCUUCUGGGUUCUUGGCUGAAGACGUUCCAGGAAAGCGAGGACAAAGCAAGAUGUGGACCUGGACUGACCUGUGAUCAGACCUGGGACACAAACUCCCGGUCCAACAUUCCAUCAGACAUGAGUGGAGGCAAGCGUCCCGGGAUCAAGGGCCUGGUGUCCGGCUCCCAGGAGCGCCGUCGUUUCAAGAGCGACCUGUCCGUGGACAUGAUCAGCCCGCCCAUGGGCGACUUCCGCCACACCAUGCACGUGGGCCGCGGCGGGGACGUGUUUGGAGACACUUCCUUCCUGAGCAACUACGGCGGCGCCAAGGAACCGAGCAGCCCGGACUCGGCACACAGCUCCAAGUCCAACGGCUUUUUCACGCGCACUUUCAGGCACAUCCGGAAGAAUUCCGGGCCGCGGGGAGAAGCGCGGGACUUGUCGUCGCCGCCACCAGACAUCUCGCCCAUCAUCAAGAACGCCAUCUCUCUGCCUCAACUCAACCUGGAUUCUCCAAACGGAUCCCUGCAGAGGCUCACCAUCCCAAACUCCAUCAGCUCAACAGAUGGCUCCAUCUGCACGUAUGGUCUCCAGUCCGGAUUUGUCACGCUGCCGCGCUUCUCUCGCCCGGACAAAGCCUUCCCAGACGGAGACGUCCUCAGAAGAUCCGUGCGCGAGCACCGUGGCAAAGCCCCAACCCGCUCGGACUCCCUGACCUCCUUCAGCCUGGACCUGGGCCCCUCCCUGAUGACUGAGGUCCUGGGCUUGUUGGACCAGCGGGCCGCAGGUGAGGAAGAGGACGGCAGCUCCACAACAGACACUUUUGUCAGCCCCGGGGCCAGCUCCACAAACUCCCCGAGAAGGAACGCCGAGGGUCAGGAGGACCCCCGCAGCACCAGCUGGACCCAGGAGGAGGACAGGUCUCAGGAGGACCCCCGCAGAACCAGCUGGACCCAGGAGGAGGACAGGUCUCAGGAGGACCCCCACAGCACCAGCUGGACCCAGGAGGAGGACAGGUCUCAGGAGGACCCCCGCAGAACCAGCUGGAUGGAGGAGGACAGGUCUCAGGAGGACCCCCGCAGAACCAGCUGGAUGGAGGAGGACAGGUCUGAGGAGGACCCCCGCAGCACCAGCUGGACCCAGGAGGAGGACAGGUCUCAGGAGGACCCCCGCAGCACCAGCUGGACCCAGGAGGAGGACAGGUCUCCUCACACGUCUCCUGCCAGGGCGGAACCCGCCAUGGAGUCGGAGCGCUUCCAGAAGGCGGCGGACGUUCUGUCUCGACAUUACGGGGGAGGCGCCGUCAAGAGGAGCUUUUCCAAAACGUCCUACACCUUCUCGGAAGAAGAGGAGGAAAUCAAAGUGUAGAUGAGGACACUGAUGGAAUGUUGUCACUUUGCAUACUCACUUGGAACUGUGCAUGGAAUUAUGACCUGGGCUGUCAAAGCUCAUGAUCAACUCAUCACUUGGAAUUAAUCACACAACUUCAACUGUUUGGAGGAAAUAAAUGUUAUAUCUACAAACCCCACAAGCAGUGAAGUUGUCACCUUGUGUAAAGGCUAAAUAA
Molecule: messenger RNA, 1648 nt
Organism: Entelurus aequoreus (snake pipefish)
Lineage: Eukaryota; Metazoa; Chordata; Actinopteri; Syngnathiformes; Syngnathidae
Product: cdc42 effector protein 1-like
Exons: 3
Coding region: 220-1449 (409 amino acids)
Source: RefSeq, a predicted model, not a curated record